GUGGCAAUCACAUAACAAAGAAAAGGAGCCAGCUGCAGUAGUGAGAGAAAGUUGGAGAGAGAGAGAGAGAUGGGGAGAAUUACUAGUGCUUUGUUGCUGCUCGCGGUGGUGGCCAUGUGCCUCGCGGUGGCAAUGGUGAGAGGUGAAGGAGGAGAAAGGAGGGAAGAGAGGUUCCUGUUGCGGGACAUGAAGCGGGUGGUGAAGACCGAUGCAGGGGAGAUGAAGGUGGUGAGGGGCUCUAAAGGCUGGAUUUCGGACAUGCCAAAUAUUCAUGUCGGGUUUGUCACCAUGGAGCCCAAUUCCCUCUUUAUUCCUCAGUACCUCGACUCCGACUUGAUCCUCUUCAUUCGUAGAGGGGAAGCAAUGAUUGGGUCAAUCUACAAGGAUGAGCUGAUAGAGAAGAGAUUGAAGAGCGGAGAUGUGUAUAGAAUUUCAGCUGGUUCCACAUUCUAUGCGAUCAACACAGCCGAUGGCCAACAGCUUCAUGUCAUUUGUAGCGUUGAGAAAUCUGACAACAUCGGAUUGGGCACAUUCCAGUCUUUCUUCAUCGGUGGAGGCUCAUAUCCAACAUCUAUACUUGCUGGUUUCGAACGCUCAACCCUUUCUACCGCAUUAAACGUCUCAGAAUCACAAGUGAGCCAGCUCUUGACCCGACAAACAUCCGGCCCGAUCAUCUCCUUGUCAAACACCAACUCCAACUCGGACUCACACCAAUCUUGGACCCAGUUCUUGCAAAUGAGGCAUCGCGAAAGAGUGCAAUGUUUGAAGAGAAUGGCAGCGCAUUUCGAAGAAGAACUAACCGAGGAAGAGGAGGAACCGAUUAUGAGGUCGUUUAGGAAGCUAUUGAGCUUUGUUUUUGGAAAGGAAUUGAGUAAUGGAGAUGAUGCAAGGAGAAGCAGCAGCAAAAAGCCCCACUCCUACAACCUCUAUAACAGGAAGCCCGACUUUGAAAACGACUACGGCUCCAGCGUCGCUCUUGACCAGUCCGACUAUUCGCCUCUCAAGCGCUCCGGUGUUGGCCUCUAUUUAGUCAAUCUUAACGCGGGAUCGAUGAUGGCGCCACAUCUCAACCCAACAGCAACAGAGUACGGCAUCGUUUUGAGAGGAAGUGGCACAAUCCAAAUAGUGUUUCCCAACGGAACCUUAGCCAUGAACGCCCAGGUUAACGAAGGAGACGUGUUCUGGAUCCCGCGCUACUUCCCGUUCUGCCAGAUCGCGUCUCGCUCCGGCCGAUUCGAGUUCUUCGGGUUCACCACCUCAGCCCGCAGGAACCGGCCCCAGUUCUUGGCGGGGUCCAACUCCGUUCUGCAAAGCAUGAGGGGGCCCGCUUUUGCGGCGGCCUUUGGGGUAAGCGAAGAGAGGCUCAAGAGAAUCGUGAAUGCUCAGAGCGAAUCUACGAUUUUGCCCCCGGCGUCUGCUUCAGGGAACAAAGUGAAGAACGAGAUGGUUAUGGGCUUUGAGGGAAUUUACUAGGCGGUGGAGAUGAGGAGUUGGUUCUAUUAGGUAAUAAUUAAGGCAGGAAGAGUUGUUUUUCGGAAGAGUUUUCUCUGCGUUCAAUUUUGUUUUUGUUUUUGUUUUGUUUUGUUUUUUUUUUGGUAGAGGUUUGGUUUUAGUCUUCUGGGUUUGUUUUGUUCAUGCCCUUGAGGCUUGAGAGUUGUGAAAUAAGAUUGCGUUUUGCAUUUCUUCCUAAUCGCAUUGGUUUCUUGUUUGAGAUUAAA
Molecule: messenger RNA, 1718 nt
Organism: Rhododendron vialii
Lineage: Eukaryota; Viridiplantae; Streptophyta; Magnoliopsida; Ericales; Ericaceae
Product: vicilin-like seed storage protein At2g28490
Exons: 5
Coding region: 70-1473 (467 amino acids)
Source: RefSeq, a predicted model, not a curated record